AUGGUCGAAUACACAGUGCCUUGCAAGGGCAUAGUUGCUUAUUCGCAGCACGACUGGAAAUGGGAAGAGCUCUUGACGCGCGAACCAAGGGAGGAUGAGUUUCUGGUCGAGAUGAUAGCAACGGGUGUAUGCCACACCGACAUCUCUGGCUACGGGGGCAUCUACCACGAGUGCUGGGACAUGAAGGUUCGAGCCGGCCGCAUCCUCCGCCUCGGCUCUCAGCACCAAGCAUCCAACUAUAAAGAAGGCGACCUAGUCAUCCUUUCCGCUGCUGCGUGCCUCACCUGCCACUACUGCGCCACCGGCCACCCCGCCUACUGCGUCGACCACGCGUCUCUAACCCUCGCCUCCAACGAGCCCAAUUUCGUGCUUGCCAGCGACAAAUCCAAGACCAUCGGCGGCGGCUACUUCGGGCAGUCUUCCUUCGCGUCCCCCGUGCCUGUCAAAGUGUCCUGCGCCGCAAACGUCACCAAGCUGGUUCGCGACGCGGAGGAGCUGCGCGCCUAUGCGCCACUGGGGUGCGACAUCAUGACCGGCGCGGGUUCGAUAACGCACGUAGGCCGCUGCGGACCGGAGGACGUCGUUGCUAUUGUUGGACUGGGAGGUGUGGGGUUGGCGGGUGUGUGUGCUGCGAAGCAGAGGGGGGUUAAACAUGUCAUUGCUGUUGAUCUGCUGCAGUCGCGUAUUGAUCUGGCUCUACAGCACGGUGCCACGGUCGGUCUUCUGUCGACCAAGGAGGGGCCCAAAGGCGAAGAGAUGAGUGCUGCGAUUAAGAAUCUCACGCCGGGUGGCCUUGGAUGCUCCCAUAUCCUGGAUACGAGUCCGAGUGUCACCGUGCUGCGGCAGUGUAUGGAGGCGCUGCAGAAAAAUGGGCAGUUGCUGCAGGUUGGUGUCAAGCCGGUCGGUGCAAAGUACGAGCUGGAUCUGCUGACACAUAUGGUGAAUGGGCGGCGUUUGAUUGGCGUCAUUGAAGGGGACAGAGAUCCAGCGGAGGCGUUGCCUGAGUUGGUGCAGUGGAGUAAGGAUGGAGUACUGCCUGUGGAGAAGAUGUUGAAGGAGUUCGAGGUCACAGAGUUUGAGGAGGCUAGGCAAAAGAUGGAAGAGGGGAGUGUGAUUAAGAGCGUGUUAGUAUGGUAA
This is a messenger RNA of Ascochyta rabiei, 1137 nucleotides long. RefSeq lists its product as uncharacterized. The transcript has 2 exons. Lineage: Eukaryota; Fungi; Ascomycota; Dothideomycetes; Pleosporales; Didymellaceae. Bases 1 to 1137 code for a protein of 378 amino acids. The record is from RefSeq and is a predicted model, not a curated record.